Molecule: messenger RNA, 2630 nt
Organism: Argiope bruennichi
Lineage: Eukaryota; Metazoa; Arthropoda; Arachnida; Araneae; Araneidae
Product: RING finger protein 10-like
Exons: 17
Coding region: 396-2468 (690 amino acids)
Biological process (GO): positive regulation of transcription by RNA polymerase II
Molecular function (GO): metal ion binding; transcription cis-regulatory region binding
Source: RefSeq, a predicted model, not a curated record
UUCAAUUUUGUCGCCAUAUUGCGACGAAGGUUAAAUUGAUAUUUCAGUCGCAUAGAGCGGCUAUUCGAAUUUCUUAAAAUUUUUUUAAAGCUAUUCUUUACCAUUUUACAGUCGAAAAUAAAAUUGACCAAAGUGUGAUAGAUAUUAAGUAAUUGUAGGACAAAUCCUUUCGAGGAAAAUAAUUGGAGUUUUCUUACAAGUUUUUUAUUACUCUUUAAAAUUAUUUUAAUCUGAACGAAGUCUGGUCGUUCUUACUUCUAUAGCUUGAAUAUGGCAUAUUGAAAUUAGAUUUAUCAUGAAUUCUCAAGUCUGCUGUUCAGCUCCAACAGGAGUUAAUUCUACCUUUUUUAAAAUUGUCAUCAAAUCUGGAACCAAAUAUUUUGGAAGUGGGCGUAAUGGAGAAGGGGAAUGCCAAAAAUUCUUCUUCAUCUAAAUCCAACAAUUGCGAUUCAAAAAAUAAACAAGAUGUUCCAAAUAAGUACUUUCGCUUGCCACGAGUCAAAGAUAAUAUAUCACCCCGCCCUGAUGUUAGACGCAAGUCAAAUCCUCAGAGAAAUAGAGAAUUGUUCGAUAAAAGACCUAGAAAUAAAACUGGAGCAGUUUGUGAAAGAUACAGGAGUGAGAUAGCAGAUGGAGCUGUAGGGGAACCAUCUACUAAACAAGGAUGCAAAAAAACAAAUUUGAACCAUUUACUGAAUUUUACUUUAGCACCGCUUGAUAACUGGGAAGGAAGUGGUAGACGACCUAUUCAUAACAGAAACAAAUUACCAAAAUAUAAUAAAGAACUUUUCUUACAAGCUAACUGCCAGUUUAUUGCAAGGGAUAGUGGAAAUUAUUCUGUGCACCAAAAGAAUCCUGAUAUUCUUGUUGAGUGGUCUCUGAUUGAAGAAAUACGUUUACCAUGCCAUGAAGUGCCAUUAUGCCCCAUAUGUCUGUAUGCGCCAGUUGCUGCAAAAAUUACUCGUUGCGGACAUAUAUAUUGUUGGCCUUGUGUACUGCAUUAUCUAUCCUUGACAGAUAAAACUUGGCAAAAAUGUCCUAUUUGUUUUGAAGCUGUUCACAAGACAGAGUUGAAAAGUGUAUCAUUGCGAGUUCAGAAAUCUUUUGCUGUUGGUGAUGAAAUUACCAUGUGUCUUAUGAAAAGAGAAAAAGGGUCCUUACUUUCAGUUCCUGUCAUUGAACAGAAAAAUGCUAAUACCUUAUGUAAUGUUGAUGAAGUGGAUUCAGUGACUCGUUAUCAAAAGCUCUUACUAGCAUGUCCAAAAGGUAUAAAGGUUAUUAUAAAUAGAGAGCGCAUGGAAUUAAAUCAAGCAUAUGAGGCAGAAAAAGAUACACCAGAAGUUUGUUUUAUUGAAGCUGCAAUGAAACUUUUGGAUGAAAGGGAACAUAACCUGAAUCAAAUCCUAGAUAAUGAGCUGCAUAAGGAAGAAGAAAAUAUGAUUGGUGCUACUCGAAAACAUCUUACAUCAAUUAGUUCUGUGGACUCCACUGAUGAAUCUGUUAACUUAGAAAAUGAAGAAAACUCUUUUAAGCCAGGAAGUGUUACACCAAAUAAUUACCAGCAAAAUACUUCCAUUGAUUCUUGCAAUAAGAGCAUUUGUUUUUUCUAUCAAGCUGAAGAUGGCCAGCAUAUUUAUUUGCACAAUGUAAAUGUACGCAUGCUUCUAAAAGAAUAUGGUUCUCUUGAAUUUGCUCCACCUGUCUUAACUGCAAAACUUGUUGAAGUAGAAAGUGUCACAAUGACAGAGGUAUUAAGAAAGAGAUUACGGUAUCUACAACAUUUGCCUUUGACUUGUGAAUUCCAAGUCGUAGAACUUGACUUCAGCCAUCUUGUAUCGGAAUUAACUGUUCAGCAGUUUGAAGGUGAAAUCAGGAAAAGAAAACUGAAUCGUGCUAAAAAAAUGCGGAGUGAAAGAAGGCGAGAAAAGAUGAUAGAAGAAGAAGAAAAUAGAAAACUUGGAAAAUAUCCAAAAGCUACCUAUAAUUUGAAUAGCGUUGAUCAGUUUCCUAGCCCUGAAGACUUCUUAUCUCUUUCACCACCGAAAACUAGCUUUAAUGGAAUAAAACCAACUGCAGAUCGAAAUGGCUCCGAAUCAAAUGCUGAUGACAAUAUUUUGAGCUCUGGCUAUUCUGAUGAGUUCCCUGCUGCUGAACCGAUAUGUUCUCCUGUCACUUCUUUUGCUCAAAAGCUGAAAGCUGGACCGAAGACAUUUACAAGUAUACCGAAGGAAUUUAACAAAGCAAGCACACUUGUUUCUCCACAAUCACAAGCAAGUGUGGAUUCAGAUGGGGAGGAAUGCACUCCAGCUCCUGAAUAUCACCAAUCUUUCAGUGAUGCAAUUCAAGCUGCUCUUGAUGCUGUAACUUUGAAAGAACCAUCAGAUAAUAACCAAAGUUCAUCCAAGAAGAAGAAGAAAGGAAAGAAACAGCUUUUAUUUACAACUUCUAUGAACCGUAACAAUUUUUGAAGUUGCUUUUUCAUAAAGGGGGAAAAAUUUUUUUGUUUAGAUACAAUUUGUGUAAAUUCUGGUUGUUUAAAGAAGUGCAGCAAUAUUUCUGUGAUUUUCAGUUUUGUUAUUUUAUGUAUAUUUGUUGUUAGCAAGUUAAAAAUGAAGUUGCAAAGACUUUUA